AUGAAGUACAACCCACAUGUCUCCUCCUCCCGGAGAAAAAACAGGAAGGCCCAUUUCACUGCCCCGUCGAGCGUCCGCCGGAUCCUGAUGAGCGCUCCCCUCUCCAGCGACCUCCGGUCCAAGUACAACGUCCGAUCCGUGCCGGUCCGCAAGGACGACGAGGUCCAGGUUGUCCGCGGCACGUAUAAAGGCCGCGAGGGCAAGGUCGUCCAGGUCUACCGCAAGAAAUGGGUUAUCCAUAUCGAGCGGAUCACCCGCGAGAAGGUCAACGGGUCCACCGUCAACGUCGGCAUCCACCCGUCCAAGGUGGUCGUCACCAAGCUCCGCCUCGACAAGGACCGCAAGUCACUACUAGAGCGCAAGGCGAAGGGGAGGGCCGCCGCCGACAAGGACAAGGGCACCAAGUUCACGGCUGAGGAUAUCAUGCAGAGCAUCGAUUGA
Molecule: messenger RNA, 441 nt
Organism: Striga asiatica
Lineage: Eukaryota; Viridiplantae; Streptophyta; Magnoliopsida; Lamiales; Orobanchaceae
Source: the annotation of a GenBank genome assembly